Molecule: messenger RNA, 13166 nt
Organism: Epinephelus fuscoguttatus (brown-marbled grouper)
Lineage: Eukaryota; Metazoa; Chordata; Actinopteri; Perciformes; Serranidae
Gene: bach2a
Product: BTB and CNC homology 1, basic leucine zipper transcription factor 2a
Exons: 5
Coding region: 357-2696 (779 amino acids)
Biological process (GO): regulation of transcription by RNA polymerase II
Molecular function (GO): protein binding; RNA polymerase II cis-regulatory region sequence-specific DNA binding; DNA-binding transcription factor activity, RNA polymerase II-specific
Source: RefSeq, a predicted model, not a curated record
UCACCAAUCAUGCAUCCUCUGCAUCGUCAAGCCGGAGCAGGGGGCUCCAUCAUCGUAAGAGCAGGGGGGCUUGGCCGUUGUUGUGAAUGAGGGCCAGCAUGACGUCAGGAAGCCAAUGUCAACAAUGCAGCUCCUAGAGGAGAAAAGGCGUUUCAUCCUAACACACACACACACACAGGAGACCCAUCUACCACACACCGACUGAUGCCUACGGUCCAUUAGAAGCAGCGGUUUCUGUCUGUCCGAGGACUGCGGAAAUAAACAACAACAACAACAACAACAACAAUGUGGACUCACUCUUAUUUCUGAGGGACUGAACGCAGACGAGCAGGAAAAACGGGGUGCUAGAGAGAGUGAUGUCGGCAGGCGAGGAGAGGGGCGGUGAGGCGGCAGCGCCUGUAUAUGUGUAUGAAUCCAAGGUCCAUUGUGCCAACGUGCUGUUGAGCCUGGAGGAGCAGCGGCGGCAGGGCAUCCUGUGCGACGUGACCGUGUUGGUGGAGGGUAGGGAGGUACGCGCACACAGGGCCGUCCUUGCCGCUAGCAGCCGCUACUUCCUUCAGGCCUUGCUGGGUCACAACGGGUCACCAGGCGAAGCAGAGCCCAUCAUUAACCUGCCAGACAAGGUGACAGCAAAGGGUUUUGCUCCACUACUCCAAUUUGCCUAUACAGCCAAGCUGGUUUUAAGUCGGGAAAACAUCCAUGAGGUCAUCCUGUGCGCUGACUUCCUGGGUGUUCACAAUUUGGAGGACUCUUGCUUUCGGUUCCUUCAAGCCCAGCUACAGAAUGACAGCCAAGUUGCCACCAAUGGCAAGGCGGAUUAUGGUGAUGACAUCACGGCCGAGGGAGCAGUCUUUCCUGAGACAAUAUCCUCAGACGAUUCUGCAGAGAUGAGGCAGCAAACCAAACAUAUAGCAAGCACUGCGUCACUUCCUGCUGACCUUUCUCAAUGUCCUAAGUACAGGAAGUAUCAGUACCAGAUCUGUGAUAACAAGCACAAUGGAGAAAACCAUCAUGGCAUCGAUGAUGCCAACCAUACCUCAGUCAGCCCUGUGAGCUCACAGCUCAGAGACAGCAGUGCUGUUCUACAAACUCUUCUUACACCCUCCAGGAUCAAAGAGGAGCCAUUUGUGUUUGAGGAAGAAGGAGAUGAAAGGAGUGGUUGCAACACAGAAUUGUGUACUGAAGAGGUACUGGAGAUGGAGCUGGAGGUAGAAGGGGUUCCAGUAGCAACUGAGCACUCUCCGAGUCGAGGUUCACCCUCUUCCUGCCUGCGCUCCUACCUCCAGAGAGGCGGCCUAGAUCUCAGUGGCAUGCCCAGCACCACCAUCCAGCAGCUACUCACCAACAGACUGUCCCUCAACCACUACAGGGAACUAGUCAAAGACAGGCAGAGGGAUAAGAGGGAAUCUCUGGGUCGCGUGGACCUCAAGACUGGCAUUGCAGAUGUCAUACCAGCAGCACUGACUGGCACUGGCAAGAACGUGGAAAGGCCAGCCUCUAAAGCUUCCUCUUCUAAACAUGAGGGGGAGCUAGACAGAGCCAGUGUCAUUUUCUCUUCAGCAGCCGGCGAGCGACAAAUGUUGGCCCAUUCUUACAUGGAUGAUAAGUUCAGAGAAAAAGUCUCAACCCUGAUGCAGGUAGAGGCUCCCUCUUCUGGUCGGUCAUGCCUCACCACCAGCUGCCCUGUUCCCAUCCAAACAUCAGUCCAUUCCCCUCCCCCAUCUGAGCCCCGAACCCAGACUUCCAGCUCCCGUUCCUCAUUCUCUUACCCAGAGGACGCAGGCAGUGGUAGCUCACCUUCCAGCCUUCCCCAGUUUGACUUCUCCUCAUCCCCACACUCAGGCUCCACCUCUGGACUGUCUCACUGCCUGGCUGGGGUAGUGGAGCAGAGGAACCCCCACAGCGGGGAGGUGGUCUUGUCUCAGGGUUGCACCAGUAUCAAAAGUGAACAGGGAUUUGGUGCCAGUGGCGGCAACUCAAGUGACGAAUCAGGCUCAUUCUCAGAGGGAGACAGUGAAAGUGGCGUCUCUAGAGUCUCUGGCCCUGAGGUAAAGUUGCCCUUCCCUGUGGACCAGAUCACCAACCUGCCACGCAAUGACUUCCAGAUCCUCAUCAAGAUGCACAAGCUGACCUCAGAGCAGCUGGAAUUCAUCCAUGACAUCCGCCGGCGCAGCAAAAACCGCAUCGCCGCCCAGCGCUGUCGCAAGAGGAAGCUGGACUGCAUCCAGAACCUGGAGUGCGAGAUCCGCAAACUGGUGUGCGAGAAAGAGAAGCUGCUGAGCGAGCGCAACCAGCUGAAGGUUUGUAUGUCGGAGCUGUGGCAGAACCUGUCUUUCCUCUCACAGCAAGUGUGCAGGGAGGUGCAGGGCACUCAGCCGCCUUCCAUCUCCGCCAGCAUCGACCUCACAUCUAACCCACCGUCGCCUUCUUCUGACGAGGGCUCGUCACAGCCCAGGUCGCCCGUGUCACAACACAGCGAUACUGCGUGUCUGUCUGAUGUGGGUCCCAGUCAGGGGCAAGUGGAGGAUAGGCAGCCUGGGGUGGAGGUGUCAGGUCUGGGGCAGGAGAACCCUGAGUGUCCGCUGGUGCUGGGAUCCACUGAGGAAGUAUGUAGCCCCACUGUAACAGUGGAUUUCUGUCAGGAAAUGACUGAGAAAUGUACAACAGAGGAACAGAAGAGACAGAACUGUACUUAGAGUCUGGUGGCAAACACUUUGGUCUGUGACACACUCCUACUUGUCUAUACCUUGAUAUUUGAAGUAUUUUUGUUCUUUUUUUGUAAUGGAUGACACAAGCGUUGUCUUAUCAGCAAUAUUGUUCAACAGGUAUUUUUGGACUGGUGAUAAACAGAAGCACUGGCAGCUUUCUCUCUCUUUCUUUCUGUCUCUGUCUCAUCCUGACUUCUUCUUCCUGUCAGCUUCCCUCCCUCUCUCGUGCAUCAUGGGAGGUUCAACUCAGGAAUUCCUCAGAAUGUUCACUUAUGUCCCUGUUAACAUGUACAUGCACUUUACUUUACAGUCCUGUCAAAUCUGGAUAAUUACUUCUCUACGUACAACUGAUUUGUAGUCAAUAGAAUUAAUCAUUUAAUAAUAUGAAUAAUUUUGAUAAGUCAUAUUUGACCUCUGAGUCAGCAUCUGUCACUUCUACUUCACUGAAGCAUUGGUUCAUUGCUUUUAUUAAUAUAUGCUUAUUGUCUUUCUCUCUGAGCGUGAGAUGUUCAGACAGUCCAAAAAAGAACAGAGCUGCAGCCUAGCUUAGCAUAAAGCCUGGCUCAGUCCAAAGUAAAAAAAAAACCUGCCUGUCAACAACUCUAAUGUCGGGUUCAGACUACACAGCAUCACUAAUCUGACAUCACUAUGUAAGAUUACGUGAUUGUGGAGUCAUAAAAUCUUGCUGUGACUCGGCUGACAGACAUGACAGUCUCCACGUUGGUCCAUGACCAGUCAUCCGGGGUCGUCAUUCAUGACGUGCGUGAUGCCAUCGGAUUAUUCUUGACCUAUUUUCUUCCCUAUUACUAUUAUUAUUUCAGUCACUGUGACUGUUAUUGUAGUGAUGUAACAAGUGUCACCAGAUGGCAGGAGCUUCAUUUGAAGCUCAUGAAAAUGACGCAAGUCACUGAAUCCUCCCCAACAAGUUCCUGCAAAUGUGUCACAAUAAAAGCCUUUUCAGGAAAUGAAGGGAUGUUCUUAAACCAAGUUAUAAGGGGCUUUUAAUUUGAAACAGAUACAGGAAGUGUUGAGUUUGAAAUGACGGCAUGAUGCAUUAACUUUAGCAAGACAAACGGGAGCAGAUAAAAAGUAAAAAUAUAAAAUACAGAGGGAAUAAUUAAUAACGACCCGUUUAUAAUGUAGACUGUUUGAAAUGAAUCUGGUAGCCAUUAUGAAGAAAGAACAUUGUUUGCUAGCUUGACACUAAUGGCAGUACUCAGCGGGUUGACAAAGUGUCUCUGCUGUUUCACACCAUCAUUUUCCUUGUUUACCCUGUGUGGUAACAUCCCUAGAGGAAAUAUCAAAAACCCUGGGGUGUUGUUGCCAUACAGUUGUCCACGACAGCUGUGUUCCUAUUGUCCAAAGUGACAGCUGUGACGAGAGAAGUCAUACAAGACAGGGAGAAAAUCAUACAUGCUAUACUCUCUGUCAGGACGUCAUGAGGUGUCCCAGACGUGGUGUCAGUUGUCGUCUACUAUGACACACUACACGGGAUAAAACACUCACGCUCAUGAUCCGAGUCGACACCGUACGACACCACGUCGGGCUAUAAUCAGGCUGAUACCAUGUAGUCUGAACCCAGCACAAGGCAGAGUUGCACCCAGCGUUUCUGGACUUAGCACGAGCUACUUGACACAGUUGAUCCAGGUUUUGGUCUCAAACCUGGCAGCCUCACUGUGACAAUAAUGUUCCACCGGUGACGUAUCAACAGAACUGAAAGAGAUUAAAAAAGUGGUCAGGCAUGAAUCCAAGACGACUAAAGCCACUGCUAGCUUUGCAGGCAGUUCUCUAAUUUAAAGGUUCAGAAGGUAACUUUUAGAAAAACUUUUUGUCACACUUACUGAAACGGUCACUAUAUCCUGACAGUAGUAAUGAGACAGAUAAUCUAUGAAGACCCUCCUAGUGGUGCUAAUGGCAUUUGCAAGGAUAGACAGUGCCUAAACAAAAACAACCUCUCAGAGCCUGUAGGGAGUCCAGGUUCUGAGUCUGGAAUCCUUUCUCCACCUUGGAAAAGUUUUUCUGAUGUUUACUCUUGUUUUAUCUCUGGCUCAGUACAACUAUUUUUUUGUAGUUUGCUUUUAACUGUUUACUGUUUUCUUGUCUUUGUCAUGUACAGUUUUGUUGGCAGCGCAGCAUGUGCACUUGCAGUGAUCGCCACUGGCUCUGAUUAAUUGUUUUUGUUCAGGCAUGGUGGAUCCUUGCCAUUAGCAGCACUAUGAGCCACAGAAAAAUCUGUCUCAUGUACCACUGUCAGGAUAUAGUGACAGUUUCAGUAAGUAUGAGAAAAAAUAGAUUGUUUUCCAUGUUUGUAGCAGUCUGUUGACAAGUGAAACCAGAGCCAUCAUUUUAAGUUGUAUAAAUAUUAAUAUUGGAUUGGAUUUAAAGCAGAUGUAGGCAUAACUUUGCAACUUUUCAGCCUCAGAUCUGUCAGCGCUACUGUAGUUCUUUUCACCAAGAGAGAGACAUCUUAGAUACCUCUGACAAGAAAUUACAACCAGGAGACUAACCCUCAGAUGUUUUCCCUCUGAUGCCUGUAAUUAUGAUCUGAACAGUAUGAUGUGAACACGGCACAAGGUUUCAGGAAGCUGUGCACUGUUUGCUGACUAAAGCCACAAACUAUCUUUUUACAUUUCUGUUUGUUUUCACAUUAAACAGGGGAGAUCCAGCUCUGCACUUCACACACAGACAUGAGACUGAUAUAAACUUUCUCACCUCACCCUACGAAGGAGAGCAAAUAAGCAUAUUUGGGGAAAUGUUGAACUGAUCCUUUGAAUUCUUCAGUACAUGGUACAACAUCAAACAGCUUACCUUUCGUCAUAUGACUUAAUAUUUUUAAUGAUCUCGUAAUUGUUGAGUGACACAGGACUUUAAAGUAAAAUGUUACCAAAGGUGUGUAUUUGUAAAAUUUUACAUUCGAUGAAAAGGUCAAAUGAACUCUCAUUAUGCAAAGUUUCUUUUGUCAAACUUCACUUGUACUUUUUCUUGUACUCAGAUGGACAUUUCUACACAAUUCUCUUUUGCCUUUUUUCAUAUCUGCGCUAAGAGACAGAACUACAUGACAAAGUUGAAGCACUGCCCAGCACCUCCAAGAGGUGACACCUGGCAUUGGAUAUGAGCAGAUGCAUUGUGACGUUGGCACUCAAAGCCCAAGCCAGUCACUGGGUGUCUAAAUAGAUGUAUGGACCAUACUGGUGUCUAUUUAUGUUUCUGCUGACCAUUUUCCAAAGCAUGCUGCAGUGUUUCUCAGUUGAUUUAAUUUAUCUUUGCUUAGUCAACAUGUUUGUGUCCCACAAACAUUUUGCAGGAACAAAUUAAUUUCUUGUGCUUGCAAGUGUGGGAACAAGUUACUAUCUUUUAAUAACAGGAGAACAAUAUCUUGUAUACACAUGUAAUUAUCUUGUGGGAACAAGUGUGGGAACAAUUAUUAUCUUGUGCAAACAAGUCGAUUAUGUUGUUGGUAACAAUAUUUUUAUCCAGUGGGAACAAUUUAUUAUCUUGUGGGAUCAAGUGUGGGAAAAAGUUAUUAUCUUGUGGGGACAAUUUAUAUAUUGUGAGAACAAGUUAUUAUCAAGCGCAAACAAGUUAAUUAUCUUGUGGGAAUCAUUUUUUUAUCUUUUGGGAACAAUUUAUUAUCUUGUUCUUGCAGGUGUGGGAACAAGGUAUCUUUUGAUAACAAGAGAACAAGAGCACAUGUUAAUUAUCUUGUGGGCCCAAGUGUGGGAACAAUUAUUAUCUUGUGCAAACAAGUUUAUAUCUUGUGGGAACAUUUUUUUUUUAUCUAGUGGGAACAGUUAACUAUCUUUUGGGAACAAGUGUGGAAAAUAGUUAUUAUUUUGUUUGUGCAAGUUAAUUAUCUUGUGGGGAAAAGUUACAUAUUGUGAGAACAAGUUAUUAUCCUGUGCAAACAAGUUCAUUAUCUUGUAGGAAUAUUUUUUUUUAUCUAUUGGUAACAAGUGUAGGAACAAGUUACUACUUUGUGUGCGCAAGUUAAUUUUCUUGAGGGAACAAGUGUGCGAAUAAUUUAUUAUCUUGUUCAAACAAGUUAAUUAUCUUGUGGGAACAAUUUAUUAUCGUGUGCGAACAAGUGUGGGAACAAUUGUAUGAACAAGUUGUUAUCUAGUGUGCACACGAUAUAUUUAUAACUUGUUCCCACAAGAUAAUUAACAUGUGUGCACAAAAUAUAUAAACUAUCACUCUUCAGGACUUUAGGGGUCCAUACUACAACAUUAUUUCCUUGUUCACUCUUAAAAAAUCCUAUAAAUGAGGUACUGUGUUUUAGAACAUUAUCUUCAUUUCCUCUCUAGGAAACUUUCUCUGAAACUAUAUUUUUACAUGAAUGAUAAAGGAAUUAACAUGAUAAAGGACCUGCUAAAUAAAUGGUCAUCUGAAAUUGUUCUGAAAGGUUGACUUGAGUGUCCUGCACAUCAGGUCACUCAACUAAAAAAAGCCAAUGAAUGAAAUGACAGACAUAAAGCAACAGAUAUAAUGUUCACUGUGAUGGUUUCCUCAGCAGCCUCCUACUUAAUUUGUAUAUCAUGUCUUAUUAUAGAGAGAAAUGAAUGGAAACCAGUAUCUGUCUGGAGAGUGGAGAAAACAUGCUUAAAAAAAAAACUUACUCUGUGAUGCUUUGGAAAAUGGAUGGUAGUUAUAUAAUGAACCACGUUAAAUCGGCUGAAAUCUAAAGACACUGGUGUGGUCAUUUAAACAACAGCUUAAACAAAUCUUAAGUGCUCUUUUUGACCCAUUUAUUUAUUGUUUUAAAAGUAGUAAGAAUUUAGUGUUUGUACUUAUGGUAAUUAUGUAUUUAGCUGCACUGUUCUUGUAUUGUACAUAAGACGAAUAGCCCUACUUAAAGUAUUUGGUACAGUAUGUUGGUGUAAAACACCUACAUUUUCAAAUCCACACAUCAUAUGUGAAUUUGUUUAAACACUAAACAAAAAAUGAUCAAUUUCUACUUAGGAAUCAGCAUCCCUAAUAGCGUAUGGUAUGAGGUUCAAAGCUCCAAACAAACACGCUGGCACAUUAUUGAUUUAGGGAGAUGCCAAAUUCAUCUGCUGUUGAAAAGUCGAUGGCGGGGCACGUGGCAGGGGUGAGUGCUGCUGCCGUCUGCUGUGUUGCUGCCCGACACUCUGCUGCUGCGCUGUCAGCUUCACAGCAGAGCACAGCCGUGGCAUUUUAGCACUGGGUGUGUUUUUUGGUUUCUUUUGUCCAUCAGGGGCAGAGUGAAAUCACUUUUAGCACAGGAAGGUCACACUAGAUUUUGAAAUGCAAUCAAUAUUUCAUUGCACUUGCUUUUUUUUGUUUUGUUUUUUAGAAAUUGGUUAAAUAAGCCUUCAAAUAAAGGGCUGCUGUUUCUUUGUGUGAUUUUGUGAAUGUCAAACUCCUAGUUUUAAAAGUAAGUGGAACAUUUGGAUUCUAAAUCAAAACCAUUUGGAUCUGUGUUUAAUGGCAGCUCAGCCAUGUUAGCUUUAACAGACUAGAAUGAGCUCAGAUUAAACAUUACAGACAAAUCUGCUGUUAUCACUGUUAGCCAAUGAUAAUCUCAGUAGAAUGUGCUAAAUGCUCAGAGUACACUGAAGAACACUGCUCAGCUGACUUUACAGACUUUAAUUCCUCAAUGUGAACUUGUUAAUUUAUUUAUUUGGACUGUUGUUGUUGGGGGUUGGGGUCGGGUGUAGAGGAAGUUGCAUAGAUGUAAAAUGUAGGUUGCUACCCUUUCUUAGAGUUGAUUUGUUAACAGUUGUAUUUUUUUUAUUGUUGUCAGUUUCAUGAAAAAUAAGUCUUCAUUUACAAGUCACACAUGUACUUAAGUUUAAUAUUUCAAUUUAAAGGGGUGUGAGUAUGUUUACAGUUUUGUGUAUGAGCUUUUUAUUUUGUAAAGAUAGAAUUAUGACCUGAGAAUUAAGUUUAAUAGGAAAUCUCUUUUUUAUUAUACCUAAGUUAAAAGUGUUGAUGAAUUUGUGAGAUAAAUAAGCAUCUGACAAGUGCAGCUAUAAUAUCUUGCCUUAGAGGUUACAGCGGCCAAACUCUCUAGUAAGGGAACAAAAGAUUUUAUCCAAGGGAAACUAGUCUGUAGAUUCAAAAAACUGCAUUGCAACAGUGUCCAAAAAACGUGGAUGCGGCCCUUUCUGACCCCUCUUUGUUUCACUAUUCAUAAAGCAGUCCAAUACAUAAAUGUUAGGUUAAUUGUUGAUUCUAAAUUGCCUGUAGGUGUGUGUAUGUAAGUAUGAAUGGUAGUCUGUCUUUCUGUCUCAGCCCUAUGAUUGCCUGGUGACCUGACUGGUGUCCUACAGCUCAGUCACCAGAAGAAAAUGCUGGCACUGUUUCUGUAAACCACAAAUAUAUUUCAUUUGCAGGUUUUGUACAAAUCAUAUUAACGUUUCUAAUAGAGCUGACUUUGUCAUCUUGAGGUGGAGGGGAUGGUGGAUGGCGGUACACCUAGACAAGACACCUGCCAAGCCUCAGACCAUUGUCGGAAACCAACAGACAACACAUCUGCUUGUUUUUUUGUUCAUUGCUUUUUUCCAGCGGCUUUUCAGCCCCCAAACAUGGGUGGUUUUUUUUCACAACCCAUAGCUAUUUUUACAGCUGGGUUAGUGCCUCAAAAAGACACUGUUUCUUUACACACAUUUCUGUGUUCUUGCUGGGUGUUUUGAGCCACAACAUGGUCUUUCCCCAACCAUAACCAAGUAGUUUUUGUGCCUAAACAUAACCUCACGUUUACCACAACAUUGUUGAAAUGUAAAGUUGCAAUGCAUGUGUUAGAUAAUAAUGUAUUCAUGUAACAAAUCUGUGGUUUGCAGAAAUGUUCAAUGCCAACAUUUUUUCUGGUGACUAGGUUGCCCUCAGUGACCCUGUGAAGGAUAAGCAGGUAUAGCUAAUGGAUGGAUGGAUGGAUGUUUAUAAACCUCUCUUUUAUGACGGAUAGUGAAAUCAGCCAUGUACAUCUCCCCCUCUAUAAAUAUGGAGACCCAAAUUGUUCAGUAUAGAUAAAUAGACAAAAUAAUAUAAGUAAUCCUAUCAAUAAAUACAGACAUCAUUUAUAUUAUUACCAUGAAACUGUAAAACAGUGACUCACAUUUUUAAAACAUUACUUGAAAACUGCUGGAUUUAAAACAUGUAAUAAAUGAUUAUUGUGAAAAGAAAUAACAUUUCACAAUAACCAUAGUAGUUUUAGAAAGCCUUUGGCUUAUUUUACAAUUUCAUGGCGACAUUAUAUAUUUGUGUGUAUUUAUUCAUAUGAUUAUUUGUUAAAUAACAUCUUGCUUAUUCAUUUAAUAUUGACCACUGUGGCUCUUCAUAUGCUCUUGUAGGUGUCAGCAAGGAAUUCACCAUACUAGAGGAUCAACUGUUGAAAGAUAAAAAUGUACUUGAUGUAAUUAGUCAAUUGCUGUUUCUGUAUUUGAGCUAAAGUAAAUUGGAGGAAGGGUUAGGGUUGAUUUGGGUAAACAUCAAAAUGAGGCAUCAAAUCAUUUUGUUGAGUUUAAAAUCAUAUUCUGUACAACACUUUGCAAAAAAAUGUCAAGACUAAUGAAAAAUUGAUAUCAAAACAUACAUAAUGUUUUUUGUACCGAAUAAAUGAUUCCGUGCCUCAUUUUGACUUUUUAGUUAACCAGUGUUAAAAUGCUGUAAAUGUAUAAACAAACAGUGGUGUUACAUUAAUUGAAGGCUGCACUUAGGAGAUGUGAAAAAAUCUAAUGUUUCAAGUUGGUUAUUCUGCAUUUUGCAGAAGUCCAACCCUGAGGAGGUGGAACAUGGACACUGAACAAUAUUCCUCAUAAAUGGAACACGACAUUACUGACAUGACAACUUCUUCAUGAAUUCAUGUCAGACCUCAACUGACAUCAAAUGUAUCAGUGUCUAUCAGUAUUAUUUGAUUAGUCAGCAUGGGGCAUCUGCAACACCAGUGCUAAAUAAUAAUUCAAUUUAAAGGAGCUAUUUUUUCCAGGAUCUUCUUUUUUCCCUUGUUUUAGCCCAUGACUGUAGAUUCCUCAUUCUGCUAUUAGAGCCAACCACAAAAUACACUCCUGAUCUCUCAGUUAGGUUCUGAUGGUUUCACUUCAUUUCAGUACGGUACAAAAAGGAACCUGUGGGGACUUGAAACUGGCCUGAGCUCUGUAAUCCAUCAUAGACCUUUUUAUUGUGCGGUAAUGCAGCGCAGAGGUUUAAGAACAAUCUGCACCUGCAAAUCGCCACACAGCAAAGAAACCUUUGGCAACAGUAAAAGCUGACAUGAUGUUCACUGUGACAGAUCAGCUAACACAAGCAAGUUUCAACUAUCUGCAGCUGUACUGAAAGAAAUGAAAAGCAACAUGAAAAGAAAGACAAAAACCCUGCAGACUGUUGGACCACUGUGAUACAUGAUUGAGAACCACUAGUUUACACAGUGUGCUGAAAUAUUAAUCGGAUAGUUUGUAUUUUUUUGAAGAGGGGUGUAUGAGGUAGUUGUCCAUAGUCAGGUUAUUAUCUACAGUAAAUAUGUGCUAGUGUGCCCAUUGUUUGAGGAGAUGUCUAAAUGAGUGUCUGAAUGGUAGCUUAACAAUGUGCUGCUGUGGAUGAGGGUCAGCAGCAAAACGUAUUUUCACCACCUAAAAAAUCAUUACAGUAAAAGUGUAUGCUAUAUUGAGAGUAUUUUCACUGCUUUACCUUUCUGUCAGACAUUCCAUUCCAACACAAAAGCCAUUAACGGCUUCAGUUCCACAUCUAAGCUCUCUUCAAAGCCGAAAGACCAAAGUAAACACACUAUGUUGGUACAACACUGUGAACUGACAUUUUUUAAACCUUCAACAACAAACACACAUAGUUACAUUUUGCCAACAACAGCACAUGGUUAGGUUUAGACUUCACAGUCCUAGGGGAAGCUAGUCUGAGUGGGCGGAAGUUCGCUGCAUAGAUCAGCCUCUCACUGGGCGGAACGAGCCACCCGCUGUUGUGUAGCAGUUUUCAACACGUCCUUUACUAACUUUUGCAGUGUUUGAUCUUGCGGGGAUGUAGCCAUUUUUCUGCCAUGGUUCGCGUCCUGUAGGUGAUAUUUUUGUGGGCGUGUUACACCAAAACCUGUUUCUCCCUGGCAAUAUUUUUGCAAGUGCACCAUUGCUGUGGCACCGCCCAGAACGAUUGUGAUUGGUCUUAAAGUGAGAGUCGGCGCAGCCAGACCUUACUUUUCUUGAGAAAGGUCUGGUGAGCGAGACUAAGGGGAAGCAAACACCGACCUCCUGGGUAAAAGUUGGUGGUUGUUGGAACCAUACACCACCCCUCCCACCUGCCCUACUUUCAUUGUUGUACUGCAGUUUUGCCCCUGAUGCUGCCGGGCACCAUUAAACAAUAACGGCCACGUAUCAUGCUGAUGUGAAAGCAUGGCUUUUCAUUCGUCAGUGUCUGAUGUCGGAAGUCACCGACUAAGCACCGGCGUUCAAUGACUUCGGAGUAAGACUGAGUUGAAAACACACACACAAAAAACUGUUCAAGGCAGCGGUAGACCAACAGCUCCUGUGAUCAGCAGUGUUUUUCUCAGUGGAGUCUGGCUUUGAAGUGAGCAGUAAAACAGCUUCAGCUCCCCAUCGGAAAUCGCUGUCUGACGGCAAAGUAGAGCAGGGAAAUACUCUCAGUGUAGUGUGCUCUUAAACUGAUAUUCAUUGUUCUAGGUGGGACUCUUUUUAGGUGGCUAUAAUAUGUUUAAUUGUUGACCUCGUCUAUAGCAGUGCAUCGGACCCCACCCUGUUUCUACAAACUGGGGGCAUGCCCACUGACAUCUACUGUUGGUAAUACAUUAAGAAUGAAUAAGUGCCUCAUACAACCCCACUUCAAAAAAUCCAAACUAUCCUUUUAUAGUUAAUUCAGAGCUGUUAUGUUGCAUAGGAUGCUGAAGUGUCCAUCAUCUCUGAGUGCAGCUCUAAUCUAGGAUCCAGUGUUUAAGUGGUUAAAGCAGUGGGUUUACACAGAAGAGUCUGCCCUUGAGUAUUUUGGAAUCAAAUGAUUUUUUUAAAAUUACAAUACAUGGUGGCCUACUAAAGGAAGCACUUAUUUAUUCCAAUCUGUUUACAGAAUGCGUUCAUUAAUCGAGUCUCAGUUGAACAGACUCUAAGCACUUAUCUACCUGGAUAAUUCAGCAUACCUCUUCUUAUGGGUAAGGACUGUAUGAUAGACAUGUAGACAGUUUCUGUGGCGUUGUUUCUAACUUUUUACAGUGGUUACUUCAUUGUAUUUGUAGAUUUUGGUGAGCCAUUUUUUACAUGUUCUUUUUUUUUUUUUUUGAGUACCUGAUACAUGACUGUUAUAUGCAGAUCGAGCAUUUGUGAUUUCCUUUUUUAUCUUUGAAUAUUCAAAUGACCUUCGUUUUGUUUUGAUUCUUUUGUAAAUAUUGUGCAACAUGUCAUGUUUUGUUUAUUUGAUAUGAAGAAAAGCAUUUUGUCAAGGCAUUUUUUCUUGAGAAAUAAAACAAAAAGCAUGAGAAUUCUA